Messenger RNA from Cylicocyclus nassatus, 1047 nucleotides. NCBI's taxonomy places the organism in Eukaryota, Metazoa, Nematoda, Chromadorea, Rhabditida, Strongylidae. The record is from the annotation of a GenBank genome assembly.
AUGAGGGAAUGUACAAAAUGCAAGUCAAACGAAUAUACCAACAAAAAUCUGGUGAUGAUGGUCAACGAGUGUGGUCAUCCGCUCUGCAAGAAUUGUGUAGAAAAUCUUUUUGUGCGAAAUGCUGGUCCGUGCCAUGUUUGCGGCAAGACAUUGCGAAAAAAUAAUUUUUGGGAGCAAGUCUUCGAUGAUCCGCUCAUAGAGAAGGAAACACAUAUACGUCGGCGAUUGAGGAAGAUCUAUAAUCUAAAAAAGGACGACUUUCCUUCUUUAAGGGAGUUUAACGACUAUCUAGAAAGAUUUGAGACAAUUGUUUGUAAUCUCGCCUUCGGCAUUGAUGUGGAUGACACAGAAGCUGAAAUUGCCGCCUUCAAAGAAUCAAAUGCCGAGUUGAUAGAGAAAAACAGAAAGAGACUAGACGAGGACCAGAUAUGGAUCAUGCAGAAUCUGAAAGAAGAUCGUGAUAUGAGAAAUCGUGUCGAUCAGGCGCAUAGUCAAGAAAGCAAAGAAGCGGAGAAAUCAGCGGUGAAGGAUACAAAGGCGAUUAUGGAAGAACUACGCGAAUCCAACGUACCUGCUGAAGUGAUCCUAGAUAGGGAACGAAAGCGCCAGAUUGAGCAAGAGCUUGAAGAAAAAGAAGAAGCAGCAAGGAGGAAGAAGCGCAAUAAAGAAAUUCUGCAAGAUAGGAAAAGAAUGGCUGAAUCGAUGUCCUUCUCUACAACGCAGCGUGUGUCCGGAAGAGCUUUUGAAUAUAAACCACCUCGAUUACACAUCAAUGGUCCACCAAUACCGUCAAAGGAUGAAUUGGAAUCGAAGGGUUAUCUGCAGCAUAUUCGUGCUGCGAGUAUGGCUCGGGUUGCUGGAGGUUUUACGACUCACACUGGUUGUCUUCGGGCUUUGUUUGAUAGUCGUGUGGAUUUGCUCAGUUUCUAGAAUCAUCCUUCUACAGUGUUUAUAGUUUUUGAAUGAUUUGUUGCAGUGACUGAUUCAAGUUAUGUGUACGUUACCAUUGUUAUCUUAUAGUAUUCUUGUAUAAAGCCAGAGAGUAAU